Messenger RNA from Monoraphidium neglectum, 403 nucleotides. RefSeq lists its product as hypothetical. Lineage: Eukaryota; Viridiplantae; Chlorophyta; Chlorophyceae; Sphaeropleales; Selenastraceae. The annotation marks the transcript as partial. The record is from RefSeq and is a predicted model, not a curated record. The transcript has a single exon.
CCUGGAGGCCAUAGACCGUGCGGCCGAGGCGGUGGGCCCCGGGGCCCUGCUGGCGGCCGCCCCCUGGUUCCACGCAGACCACCUGCUGGGGGGAGGCAGGACCGCGGGAGCAGCGGCCGCAGCUGCGCAGCCGCCGGCUGCCAAGGAGUGCGACUGGUGUGCGGAAGAGGCACUCACGGGCGGCCAGAGCGGCGGCGGCUUGGAGUGCGCGUCCUGCGGCUGCGCGCGUUACUGCAGCCAAGCCUGCGCUGCGCGGGCGUCCCCGCUGCACGCGCGCAACUGCUGGCGGCUGCGGCUGCUGUCGGCCAAGGGCGCCGUGCUGCGCGCCAGGUUUGACCCGGAGCGGCCGGAGUUUUAUUACACAGCAGACACUGAUAAUGCUUCCAAAUGCGACGCCAAAUAA